GUCCUAAAUUUUCAUUUGCUCGUUGCCUUUUUGAAAGAACCCCCUCGCAAUCGGUAAAAACCCCAGGGUUGUCUCUUGUCUGCAAUUCCCCAAAUCGAACCUUCUCUCUCCCAUUACUCAUUUUCAGUGAAGCAGGCGCUCUUGCUCCACCGAGAUCGGCGACUACUAACCGUCGUCAAUUCUGCAGCCGUGUGAGAACUCAGGCAAGGCAGUGAACGUCUACUGAUGGUACUCAUGUUACUGAUAUUACUACUAUCCUGAUGUCGGUUCCUAUUCCCUUCGAUCUCUUUUUACAUUUCUUGUUUACAUUUGGUGGUUUAUGAGACACUAGAAAGUAACUUCAUGGUAACAGAAUUCUGACUUUCUGAGUAAUCAAUUCAAGUCAAUAAUCAUGGAAAAACACAUCCCAGAUUGCCCAUACCCCGGAUGCUUUUUCUGUGUCAUGAAAGAAGGAAACCCAAACAAACGAAGAGCAAGCAUCAUGAAGUUUUUCAGAGAGCUUCCUUCACAAGAUGAUGAUGGUCAAGUUCUCCCAAUAAGUGGCCUUUGGAACACAGCCAUGGCACAUCCUAAUGAUCCAGAGUUCAUAGAAUUAGGUAUCUUUGAAUGCAUGUCAGCUCUCAUCUGGAAAGGCUUAAAGAAUCGCAGAUGGCUAUCUCAUGAUCAAAACAUCUACAUCCCUUAUUAUGCUGCACAUAUAAUCGGAUCAUACACCAUGAACAUGGAAGAUUUUGCAGAAACUGCAGUCAAUGCAGGGGUAAUCCCACCUUUGGUUGAACUUUUAAGAGGCAGAUUAACUUGGGUUGAACAAAGAGUUGCUGUAAGAGCUUUAGGACAUUUAGCUACAUAUGCAAGCACUUUCCCUGCUGUUGCAAGUCAUGGAGAGAUUCUUGAACUUUGUAUACAAUUAGCAAUGAGUUCACUUGAGAUUGUUUACUCUCACUUUUAUCAGUAUGCUGAUAGAAGACUUAGUUAUCAUUGUGAUCUUUUGACACGUGGCAUGGGUGGUGUAGAGAUGGAAUCAAGGAAAGCUGAGGAAUGGGCUAGUCAAUUACAGUGUUGGUCUCUUCAACUUAUAAAUUGUUUUGCUUUUAAGCCUGAGUUUCUUUCUACAAUAUGUAAACCUGAGUUUCUUGUGAAGCUUCCUGGAAUGUGGGGUGGACUUGUGAAUGAAAAUUCACCAGCUGGUAUUGGGUUGUUGAGAACAAUUUGUCAUCAUAAAUUUGGAAGAGGACCUGUUAGCAGUUGCCCAGGGGUAAUUGAGUCUUUAUGUAAUAUUGCACGAUCUUCAGAUGACUGGCAAUAUAUGGCUAUUGAUUGUCUUCUAUGGUUGCUUCAAGAUCCUAAUACCUUCCAUAAGGUGAUCGAAAAGGCAGCACCAGCAGUUCUGGACCUAGCAGAAAUCCAAACCCUCGGUGACCACAAAAAACUCGGUGAUUCCAUCCUCAACGUCCUCCAAGAAUCCAUCAAUUCCACCGGAAACCGCAAUUCCAUCAGCAACCGAACCCAAGAAGACAUCGAAUCCCUCCUCGAUUCCCGCGAACGUUUCAAAUGGGAAAAAUCCAUGCCAAAAGAAGACCUCCACAUCAAACAAGCCGCCGCCUUAGUCGUCAAACUCGAAGGCAACUCCCUCUUUUCUUCCGGAAACAUCCAAGCCGCCGCCUUAAAAUACUCAGAAGCCCUCUCCUUAUGCCCCGUAAGAUCCAAAAAAGAAAGAGUUGUUUUAUACAGUAAUCGCGCCCAAUGCUACCUUUUGUUGCAACAACCUUUGACUGCCAUCAGUGAUGCCACGCGGGCCCUUUGUUUGCAUAAUCCCGUCAAUAGACACGCGAAAAGCUUGUGGAGGCGGGCCCAGGCGUAUGAUAUGAUUGGGUUGGCGAAGGAGAGUUUGUUGGAUGCGAUUUUGUUUAUAAAUGAGUGUUCGAAUUCUAUGGAUCCGGAUUUGAAUUGUAGGCAGAAUAAGGUCCCGGAUUAUGCGGAGAGGUUGGUGAAGAAGCAGAUGAAGGCCGCGUGGUUGUUUAGGGAGGCGGCGGUGAAACAUGGCGGGAUUGAUUGUGAGGAGGGUGGGGGUGGCGGUGGUGGUGGUGGGGAUGGGUAUGGGAGUGAUGAUUCGGAGUGGGAGACUGCUAGUGAAAGUGAUGUUGGAGAUGGUGGGAGGAAAGAGAUCGGGGGGAAUGAAUAA
Lactuca saligna is the source of this 2182-nucleotide messenger RNA. The record is from the annotation of a GenBank genome assembly. NCBI's taxonomy places the organism in Eukaryota, Viridiplantae, Streptophyta, Magnoliopsida, Asterales, Asteraceae.